AUGAGCGGUGAACCCCAAGCGAAACGUACGAAAAUGAGUGUCCUGGAACAAUUAAAACAAUACUGCACGGUGGUGGCCGAUACCGGCGAUUUUGAAGCUAUGAAAGAAUACAAGCCGACAGAUGCUACCACCAACCCAAGCUUGAUUCUGUCUGCGGCUGCCAUGGAGCAGUACCAGCACAUACUUGACAAAGCUAUCAAAUAUGCCAAGGAGGUUGGCAGUACUGUGGAGGAACAAGUUGCUGAAACCUUGGACAUGCUGAGUGUCUUGUUUGGUUGUGAAAUUCUUAAAAUCAUUCCUGGCAGAGUGUCCGUAGAAGUUGAUGCAAGAUUGUCAUUUGAUAAGGAUGCAAGUAUUGCAAAGGCUAUCAAACUGAUCAACAUGUUUGCUGAGUAUGGCAUCAAGAAGGAGAGGAUUCUCAUCAAGUUGGCUUCUACUUGGGAAGGCAUUCAGGCAGCAAGGGAAUUGGAGAAGAAACAUGGAAUUCACUGUAACCUGACAUUGUUAUUCUCAUUGUAUCAAGCUAUUGCUUGUGCUGAGGCCAAUGUAACACUCAUCUCACCAUUUGUUGGACGUAUCUUGGACUGGUAUGUCGAGCAUACAAAGAAGACAUAUGAAGGCAAGGACGACCCAGGCGUGCUGUCGGUCACUCGCGUGUACAACUACUACAAAAAGUUCGGCUACAAGACCCAAGUGAUGGGCGCCUCUUUCCGUAACACUGGCGAGAUUCGUGAGCUGGCUGGUUGCGACCUCCUUACUAUAAGUCCGAAGCUCCUGCAAGAGUUGGCUGCCAGUGAACAACCAUUGAAGAGAGUGCUGGAUCCUAAAUUUGCUGCCCAGUGUGACAUGGAAAAGAUUUCUCUAAACGAGGCGCAGUUCCGUUGGCAUCUGAACGAAGACCAGAUGGCGACUGACAAGCUAUCAGACGGCAUUAGGAAGUUCGCUGCCGACACGAGAAAACUGGAAUCCCUCAUCAAAGCCCUCCUUGCUAAGAAGUAG
Molecule: messenger RNA, 999 nt
Organism: Spodoptera littoralis (African cotton leafworm)
Lineage: Eukaryota; Metazoa; Arthropoda; Insecta; Lepidoptera; Noctuidae
Source: the annotation of a GenBank genome assembly